Molecule: messenger RNA, 1559 nt
Organism: Lacerta agilis (Sand lizard)
Lineage: Eukaryota; Metazoa; Chordata; Lepidosauria; Squamata; Lacertidae
Product: mRNA decay activator protein ZFP36L1-like
Exons: 1
Molecular function (GO): mRNA binding; metal ion binding
Source: RefSeq, a predicted model, not a curated record
UCCGUGGCACGCCCGGGCGACACCCCCCACGUGGCGGCGGUGACCGGCCUGAGCGACCCAGCGUGGCCCCUCCAGCAGCCGUGGGGCCGGGACUCUGAGCUGCCGCCGACGUCCCUUCAGCGCAUCCCCUUCCGGGCGGACCGCUCAACCAGCCUGAUCGAGGGCUGCCGCGGCGACGCCAAACCGCCCUCGUCCCGCUACAAGACGGAGCUGUGCCGCACCUUUGAGGAGAGCGGCGCCUGCAAGUACGGGGCCAAGUGCCAGUUUGCCCACGGCGCGGCCGAGCUGCGGGGGCUCUGCCGCCACCCCAAGUACAAGACGGAGCCUUGCCGCACGUUCCACACCUCGGGCAUUUGCCCCUAUGGCGCCCGCUGCCACUUCAUCCACAACGCCGAGGAGCGCCGCCUGCCGCCCCCGCGGGCGCCCAACCCCUCGCUGAACCACCGCUGCUCCACCGUCGACCCCUUGCCACCGCCGACCCUGCGUGGCCCCCGCCUUCCGGAGACCCCCUUCCCUUGCGACGCCCUGAGCCAGCCGACUCUCGCCUGCCCCCUCCGCGCCGCCGGAGCCGCCCGGGGGUCCCUGCCCUGCCCCUUCGCCUUCCCGGCCCUACUGACGCUGCAGAAGACCCUUUCUGCUGACUCCCUCUCCGACCAGGAAGACUCCGGGAGCUCGGGGGGCAGCAGCGGGUCAGAAUCCCCGGGGCUGGGCCCACUGGGCCGCCGGCUGCCCAUCUUCAGCCAGAUCUCCGUCUCCGACGACUGAAAGGGUGUUUCGGGGUUGGGAGGAGUAACUGAGGCAUGGAGAGAAAGAUGCGAGAUUUCCCUUGUGUGUUCCCCCCCCCCGGCACCCAGAGAGAGCUGGAGGCAACUAGGAACCACUGCUCUUUGUGUGUGGAUGCCCACCUGACUUUUCGCCUCCGCUUAAACAGGUUCGCUAGGUUUCCGCACCGAUUCAAAAACCUCACCGACCUCUUUAUCCAGAGGCAACAGUGUGUGUUUUUGUAUGCUGUGGGGCGGGGCGAGAGGUGUGUCUUUCUCAGACCACUCCCAGCACUCUUAAAAAUGGUCUGGUUUAUCUAGAUAUCCCGAGUUGUUUGGGAAGACUCUUUUCUUUUAUGCUGUCGAUGAUUUGAUUUUUUUGUUUGUUAAAAAAAAAACCUGACGUUUCUCAAGCGAUGGACUGAGAUGAACAACCUCUGCGCUAUUGCUGACUGUCUCUGCUUGAGGGAGGGAUCGAGGAAAUUAUUUGCAGAGUGAGAAGGAGGUAGAACCACGAAAACAGGCGACGUCCUGCUUGCUGCGAUAGUUUUACGGAGAGCGGCCGUAUUUGGGAAGUUUGGAGCAAUGCCGACUCCAUGGAGCGUGGAGAGAUUUUUUUUCUGCGGCAUCCCGGAAGAUGUUGUUUUCCGCUGGGCUACUCACAUUUUCUCAGGGUCACCUCCCCCAACUUGGUUGCCCAUUUUUUGGACUACGACUCCCAUUAUCUGCAGCCACCGUUGCACACGGCUGGGAGUUGUAGUCCAGAAGCUCUGGCGUGGGCACCAAGUUGGGGAAAUC